AUGACUUUCUGGAAUAGAAUCAAGAGUGAAUUAGUUGGCCCAGAGCUUCAGGUUGCCAAAUCUGUGAGUGAUACCGAUUCUGGUAAGGAUAAUAUCAAGGUUUCUACUGAAGAAGUUGAUGCACCCUUUAUCGAUUUGACUUUAUCCUUAACAGACGAGGAGUUGAAGUAUAGAGAAACUUCAAGAAUCUAUAAGAUCAAAAAGUUUCUCUGGGAUGGAACUGGGAGACAUCCUAAAGAACAAAGAUAUUUGCUCAAGCUUGAUUUCUUUCUCUUGAGUUCCUCAAUGUUGGGGUAUUUCAUCAAGAACUUGAACCAGUCCAAUGUAACUACAGCUUAUGUUAAUGGUAUGUCAGAGUAUUAUAACAUGAAUAACAAUCAAUACAAUUCUCAAGUGUUGACUCCAUGGACUGUAGGAUAUAUCGUUGGUCAGAUUCCAUCAAACUUGAUUCUUCAUAGAAUCUCAGCCAGAUAUUAUUUAGGGUUCUUAGAGAUUACAUGGGCUGUUUUGACGGUAUUAAUGAUUACUUGUAAAACCAUUGGUGGUAUAACAGCUAUAAGAUUCUUUGUGGGGCUUACAGAAGCCGGUUACUUUCCUGGAUUGGAAUACUUAUUAGGUUCAAAUUAUUCUGCUUCUGAGAUCUCCAGUAGAUCCUCAUACUUUGCCAUUGCUGGGAAUGCUGCUGGUUUAAUCUCUGGUCCCUUACAAUUAGCCAUCUUAAAGAGAUUUCCCAAUGCUUCCAUUAAACCUUUCCAAAUGAUGUUUGUCUUUGAUGCUGUGAUCUCAUUCCCAAUAGCUAUUUACACAAUGUUCGUUGAUCCCAAUACUCCAUCCACCACAGAUGUAUUCUACUUUUCCGAGGAGGAUAAACUUGUUGGGUUGGAAAGAAGAAGAAGAAUGGGAGCUCAGUUGAAUACAAGAGAGAAAUACACUUGGUCCAAAAUCAAGAGUUUCUUCAAUACCUGGCACAUAUAUGUUUUCCCCUUAUUGUUUUUGUGUUACAAUAAUUCAUGUGGAGCUUGGAGUCAACCAACCUUUCAAACUUGGAUCAAACAAAGUCUCAAGUUAGGACCUGAAAUUUAUAAUACUUAUCCUUCAGCUGUUACUGGUAUUGGUAUGGGACUCACCAUUUUGUUUGCUUACGUCAACAAUUAUCUAGGAGGUAGAAAUAACUUUGUAUUUGUCUCGUUGUUCUUCAUCAUGGUGAUGGUAGGUUGUGUCUCUUUGAGUAUCUGGGAUAUUUCUAGAGGUUGGCACUGGGUUUCAUAUUUCAUCAUUGGAGCUCCUACAUCUUGGGGACAACCGAUGAUUUUCAGUUGGUUGAAUAGACUUUUAUUUGAAGAUGAUAUGAAAAGAAAUUUUUUGGUUGUAUCUACCAAUGUUUUGGCCUAUGUUACCAAUGCUUGGGUUCCUAUAUUGGUUUGGGAUACCAGAGAUCAGCCAGAGUAUCAUAUUGGUUUUAGCUAUACUGCGGGACUUUGUGGUUUGGGGUUGAUUUUAACAGCAAUUGCCACAUUCUUAACAUUUAGGGAUGAGAAGAGAAAUAGACUGAUCGAUGAUGAGACCGCUUAA
Yamadazyma jaroonii is the source of this 1572-nucleotide messenger RNA. NCBI's taxonomy places the organism in Eukaryota, Fungi, Ascomycota, Pichiomycetes, Serinales, Debaryomycetaceae. The record is from the annotation of a GenBank genome assembly.